Molecule: messenger RNA, 501 nt
Organism: Lodderomyces theae
Lineage: Eukaryota; Fungi; Ascomycota; Pichiomycetes; Serinales; Debaryomycetaceae
Exons: 1
Coding region: 1-501 (166 amino acids)
Source: RefSeq, a predicted model, not a curated record
AUGUUUCUUCUCAUUAUAGCUAUUGCAAUUGUUCUUGUUGCUCUUAUUUUACUUCUACCUUCCUUGUCGGGCUUGACCAAGGUUAGUGUCGAAACUCAUCGUCAUCACGAAAAGCAUUCCAAAGCGACAAACAAACAGAGACAGAAUGAGCCCCAAGACAAUUACCAAUUCGGAUACGUGCCACCAGAUGAACUUUCAAAUGAACUGACUGAUCAGGACAAUGAGGGGUUCUUGAAGACUGAGGCUCGUGUGUUGAAGGAAAAACUUCAAGUCCAUUCAGAUGAUAUACCAAUCAAGAUCAAGUUGAAAAACUUUGCUGGCGAUGAAACUGGUUUGAGAAGAAGGAAAGCUGAAAAAUUGGAUUUCAAUACCGAUCCAAAUAGCUAUGACUAUGACCUCGAUGAGCUUAUUGCUGAAGAAACUGAGUUUGCAAGACAAAAUGCGCAAAGGGAGUUUUACAAAGAUCAAAAUUUGGGAGGUGAAAAAGAGGAAAUGGUUUGA